Messenger RNA from Paramecium sonneborni, 4381 nucleotides. The record is from the annotation of a GenBank genome assembly. NCBI's taxonomy places the organism in Eukaryota, Ciliophora, Oligohymenophorea, Peniculida, Parameciidae.
AUGAAUUAUUAUUAAGGUUACCAAAACCUAGAUUAAGAUGUUGAUGUAAUGCAAACUAGUUAAUCAACAAAUCCUAAUUAACAAUUAGAAAAAAUGGAAUAAAUAAAAAAAUAAAUCAAAGAAAACCCUCACAUAAACAUUGCUUAAAUAAUCUCUUUUUAAUAUAAUAACUAAAUUAAUAUGAUAGAAUCAUAAAACGAAGUCUGUGAUUUCACUUUGGCAGAUUAUUUUAAAAUAAGAUAAAGUUAAUGGUUUCAAAAGGAUGAAAUUGUUAAUAUAAUUAGUUAAAUAGUUUCAGGAUAUAUGCAUUUGAAAUAAUUAAAAAUAACUCAUAGAGAUUUAAAUCCUAGUAUUUUAUUGGUCAAAAGCCUUUAAGGAAAUACUUAAAUAAUAAUUAAGGUUUUUAGAUAUUAAUAAAAUUUAGAUCUCGGAUUUUGGAGUAGCAUCUUAUCAAGAAUCAAAAAUGUAUGAACCAAUGGGAACUCCAUAUUAUUAAGCUCCUGAGAUGAAAGCAAAUUAUGCAUAUGAUGAUAAAUGCGAUAUUUAUUCUGUAAUAUUUAUUAAUAGAUUUAGUUAGGAUUAAUUAUAUUCUAAAUGUGUUUCUAGAAUUAGUAUCAUAUCAACCCUGUAACAAUGUAAGAACUUUAACAUUUUAAUUAAUAUAUCAAAAAUAAUAAAUUUUAAAUUUAGAAUGCUUAAAUUGAUCCUACCUUAAAACAUUUAAUAGAAAGAAUGAUAGUAUAUAAUCCAAAGGAAAGAAUUAGUUGGGAAGAAUUGGCUAGUAUGCCAUUAUUAAAACCACGUUUUUUAGUUGUCUAUAAUUAUUCAAAAACAAAAUAAUAUUAUAUAGAUUUUUAAAAAUCAUUAGGUUAAGGAUCCUAAGGAACAACUUUUCUAACUUAUGAUUUAUUUAAUCCAUCUAUUUAAUAUUGUACUAAACAAAUUGAUAAGAAUAAUAUUGAAGGUCAAAGGGAAAUAGAUGCUUAUAAUUUAAUAAAAAUUGAUCAAAAUUGUGAAAAUAUCAUCAAAAUUGAAGAGAUUUGUUAUAAUUAAUAAUAUGCAUAUUUAGUAAUGGAAAAAUGCGAUAUGGAUAUUGAACAAUAUCUUUAAUAGAAACAAUUUAAUUUAUCUGAAGAGGAAGUUUUGGACAUUUUUUAAUAGAUUGUUACAGGCUAUCUUAAAAUUAUGAGUUUCAAACUUAUUCAUAGAGAUUUAAAACCAUAAAAUAUUUUAGUUAAAUUGAUUGAUUAAACUUAAAGACCAAUUUUCAAAGUAAUUAUUUUAUUAAUAACUAAGAUAAUUGACUUUGGAGUAGGAAAGGUGCUUACUUAAAAUUUAACUACUACAUAAGCAGGAACACCUAUAUAUACGGCUCCUGAAAUCUUUUUUCAUAAUGGACAUAAUAAUUAAUGUGAUAUAUUUUCAGUAUUAAUUUUUUAUAACACUAGUUAGGAGUAAUGAUGUAUUAUUUAGUUUAUGGUAAAAAUUAUUUUGAGUAUCAGCCAAAAUCUAAAGAAGAAUUAUUUAAAAUUCUGUAGAAUCUUCAAACUCGUCCUGUAUCUUGUAAACCAUAUAAAUCUGUAAAUAUUUUAAUUAAUAAAAGUUUUCCAGCAAUCUAUUAAAAUUAAUCGAGUAGAUGUUAAUCUAUGAUUAAGAAAAAAGAAUUGAUUGGUUGACAUUAGAUUAAUAAAUAACAGAGAUAAUAAGAGGUCCAAAUAAAUGCAAUAUUCAGCUUGAAACUUAAAAAAAAAAGCCUAAUAUUAGAAUUGUAUCCAUUGAUAAUUAGUAUUAAGAUACAUCAGCAUAGUUAUAAGUAAUAUAAUUACGUGAGUCAUAAUAUUAAUAAUAACCACAAUAAUAAUACUAAUAAUAAUAACAAUAAUAAAAAAUAAUAUAAUAAUAAUAACCAUACUUGGAAUAAUAAGAAUACUAGUUUUAAUAAUAACCAUAAUAUUAAUAAUAAGAGUAACCAUAAUAUAAAUAAUAUGAGUAAAAAUAAUAUUAAUAAUAAUAAUAACCAUAAUAUUAAUAAUAACAUUACUCGUCAUUAUCACAGUCGUAAUACAAAUAAUAGUAAGAGCCAUAAUAAUAACCAUUAUCAUAAUCAUUUUAUAAAUAAUAACCAUAAUAAUAAUAACCAUAAUAAUAAUACUCAUAAUAAUAAUACUCAUAAUAAUAAUACUCAUAAUAAUAAUACUCAUAAUAAUAAUAACCAUAAUAAUAAUAACCAUAAUAAUAAUACUCAUAAUAAUAAUACUCAUAAUAAUAAUACUCAUAAUAAUAAUACUCAUAAUAAUAAUAACCAUAAUAAUAAUAACCAUAAUAAUAAUACUCAUAAUAAUAAUACUCAUAAUAAUAAUACUCAUAAUAAUAAUACUCAUAAUAAUAAUAACCAUAAUAAUAAUAACCAUAAUAAUAAUACUCAUAAUAAUAAUACUCAUAAUAAUAAUACUCAUAAUAAUAAUACUCAUAAUAAUAAUAACCAUAAUAAUAAUAACCAUAAUAAUAAUACUCAUAAUAAUAAUACUCAUAAUAAUAAUACUCAUAAUAAUAAUACUCAUAAUAAUAAUAACCAUAAUAAUAAUAACCAUAAUAAUAAUACUCAUAAUAAUAAUACUCAUAAUAAUAAUACUCAUAAUAAUAAUACUCAUAAUAAUAAUAACCAUAAUAAUAAUAACCAUAAUAAUAAUACUCAUAAUAAUAAUACUCAUAAUAAUAAUACUCAUAAUAAUAAUACUCAUAAUAAUAAUAACCAUAAUAAUAAUAACCAUAAUAAUAAUACUCAUAAUAAUAAUACUCAUAAUAAUAAUACUCAUAAUAAUAAUACUCAUAAUAAUAAUAACCAUAAUAAUAAUAACCAUAAUAAUAAUACUCAUAAUAAUAAUAACCAUAAUAAUAAUAACCAUAAUAUUCUAAAUAAUUAUAAUAAUAAUCUGAAGGAUAUGAUAUCAGUUCCUAAUAAAUUUCACAUAGAUUAGUUAAUAACGAAUAAGAAUAAUAAUAAUAAUAAUUUUAAAAUUCCUCUAAUCAGUAAUAUUAACCUGAAAAUAAAACUAGUAAGCCUCGCAUUAUAAUUAAAUAAGAAACAGUUUAAAAUAACAUAAUAUAAUAACCAUAAUAAUCCUCAGAUGGAUUUGUUGCAUAAUAAUAAAAUUUUCCAAAAGCCAAUAGUUAACAAUAAGUUAUUGAUCCUUCAAUUCCUCAAUAAUCAUUUUAAAUUAAUUCUUAAUACCCUAUAAAGGAAAAUUUAUAAAACUCUUUUCCACGAUAAUUCAACAUCAUUGUUAAUAAUAAUGUAAACUAACCUCAGAAUCCUAUGUUUCCAUAGUCUAAUCCAAUAACAAAUCCCUAAUGUUAAAAAUAGGCCUAAUCAUCGAAUAGUAAACCAUAAACAAUGAGUUUUUGUUAAGAUCAAGCUUAUAAUAAUUAGUAAUAAAAAGAUACUUAAUCAAAUACAACUAUUCCAUUAAAUGAUUAAAAGAUCUCAUAACCAAUAAGUGAUUUAAAAUAACCAACAUGGCAAUAAAAAGAAUUUAAACCCCCAUUUCUAUAAAAUGAUCAAAAAAGUAUGUUUCCAUCAAAUAGUUCAUAACAAUUAUAAAUUUCUAAAGUACCUUCUCUUAAUUAAUGUUAAUAAAUCUAAUCAGAUAUUAAGGAUAAUGUAUAAAAAUUUAUAAAACCUUCAUCAAGUUAAAUUUAAGAAAUAGGUUUAUAAUAAAACAAUUUUAAUAAUAUGGUGAUUCCUUAACAAAAAAUACCAAACUAAAAUUUAGCGCCAAAUAAUUUUAUGUAGCCUUAAAAUCUAAAUGACCCCAAGUAGAGAAAUACAAUUUAAGUUGUGGAUAUCAAUUAAAAAUCUUAAUGGAACAUAUCUCCAUAAUAAUAAUAAUUUCUUAAUUAAGAAAUUAAUAUAACCUAAAAAAACUUUUAAGAUUUUAUUAAAAAUGCAUUUACGGUUUAUAAUAAUUAAAUUAAUUAUUUAAGCAGUCAACCAGCAUAUUUAGGGUUUUAUUUAUGUAUUUUAUUUUUCUACUAAGAUAUAAUUAAAUAAGAAAAAAAUUAAAAAGGUUUCUAUAUAAAUGCAGAUAUAGAAAAAAAAGUAUAAAAAGAUUAUGAAAAGGUAUUAAAUUUAAUUUAAAUUGUUGAUAAGAAGAAUGGGAGAUUAUAAGAUUUGAAAUUUUUAGUAGAAUAAGAAAUUUAGACCCUAAAUUAAGCAAGAAUUUUAAUAAUAUAUUAAUAAUAUUAUGAAAAAAACAUGGAUAUUUUAUCUGAUUAUGAUAAAAAUAAUCAAAUUUAUACAUAGUUGAAUAGAACAAUUUCUAAAAUGCAUGAAUUAAUAAAAGAAAUCAUUGGUAAAUCCUAAAUUCAUUUAAAAGACUGA